Messenger RNA from Echinops telfairi (small Madagascar hedgehog), 1465 nucleotides. RefSeq names its product BRISC and BRCA1 A complex member 2 (gene BABAM2). Gene Ontology annotation, biological process: double-strand break repair. Bases 101 to 1120 code for a protein of 339 amino acids. The transcript is spliced from 13 exons. The record is from RefSeq and is a predicted model, not a curated record. Gene Ontology annotation, cellular component: BRCA1-A complex; BRISC complex. Lineage: Eukaryota; Metazoa; Chordata; Mammalia; Afrosoricida; Tenrecidae.
GGUCGGCGUGUCUGUCAGGGGCGCGCUCGGGUAACCUGUAACGCACGUAGUCAGCGGUUACCGAACGAAGUUCCAGUGGCGAUUAGCAAGUCAAGUUAAAAUGUCCCCAGAAGUGGCCUUGAACCGAAUUUCUCCUCUACUCUCCCCAUUCCUAUCGAGCGUGGUCCGGAAUGGAAAAGUGGGACUGGAUGCGACAAACUGUUUGAGGAUUACUGACUUGAAAUCUGGCUGCACAUCGUUGACUCCUGGACCUAACUGUGACCGAUUUAAGCUGCACAUACCAUAUGCUGGAGAGACCUUAAAAUGGGAUAUCAUUUUCAACGCCCAAUACCCAGAGCUGCCCCCUGAUUUUAUCUUUGGAGAGGAUGCAGAAUUCCUGCCAGACCCCUCAGCUCUGCAUAACCUCGCCUCGUGGAAUCCGUCAGAUCCCGAAACCCAGUUUAUCAUGCCCAAAUAUACAAGAACUGGUGAGUUUUCAGCUCGGUUUCUUCUGAAGUUGCCAGUGGAUUUCACCAACAUUCCCACAUACCUUCUCAAGGAUGUAAAUGAAGACCCUGGGGAAGAUGUGGCCCUCCUUUCUGUCAGUUUUGAGGACACGGAAGCCACUCAGGUGUACCCCAAGCUGUACUUGUCACCUCGGAUUGAACAUGCCCUUGGAGGCUCCUCAGCCCUUCACAUCCCAGCUUUUCCCGGAGGAGGCUGCCUCAUUGAUUACGUUCCUCAAGUGUGUCACCUGCUCACCAACAAGGUGCAGUAUGUGAUUCAAGGAUAUCACAAAAGGAGAGAGUACAUCGCUGCCUUCCUCAGUCACUUUGGCACAGGUGUCGUGGAAUAUGAUGCAGAAGGCUUUACAAAACUCACUCUGCUGCUGAUGUGGAAGGAUUUUUGUUUUCUUGUGCACAUCGACCUACCCCUGUUUUUUCCUCGAGACCAGCCAACGCUCACAUUUCAGUCCAUCUAUCAUUUCACCAACAGCGGUCAACUUUACUCCCAGGCCCAGAAAAAUUAUCCCUACAGCCCCAGAUGGGACGGCAAUGAGAUGGCCAAAAGAGCAAAGGCUUAUUUCAAAACCUUUGUGCCGCAGUUCCAGGAGGCAGCAUUCGCCAACGGAAAGCUCUAGGAAACACCAGGCUUGAGAGGUGGCCAUGCAGCCUGCCCUGUCUACACGCGUGUCAGCACACACAGCUGCUUCCUGGAAGCCACUUGGAAGGUCGCCGUGGAGGUGCUGUGCUCAGACGGCCGUUCUGCUGGCCAAAGCUCCAAUCCCAGAGCCCCUCCUCACCUCUCCUCGCUCCCUCUCUCCUUCAUUCUAUUUUGUAGUUGGGAAGUCACCUAUCACCAGCCAGUGUUUUCCUGGGAAAGUGUGACUUCAGCGUGUACAUGCCUUAUUCCAGAGCUGUGGGCUCUGAGAGCUCAUGUCGGUUUUCAGAUUAAACAUCCAUUUUGCUUAUGUUUUUUUCCUGAA